Suillus plorans is the source of this 1433-nucleotide messenger RNA. RefSeq lists its product as uncharacterized. The record is from RefSeq and is a predicted model, not a curated record. Lineage: Eukaryota; Fungi; Basidiomycota; Agaricomycetes; Boletales; Suillaceae. Gene Ontology annotation, molecular function: ATP hydrolysis activity; ATP binding. The transcript has 12 exons. Bases 253 to 1200 code for a protein of 315 amino acids.
CUUCGCAUGCGACUCCUGGGCCAUGGAACAAUAAUAUUGUAUACUUCCACCUCCCAUCUUCAUUGUUCACAGGUAAUUCUCGUGUGCCACAAUAUAUUGUUCACUGUUGCUUGGCUCAUACUCAAGCCAUUCCUCCAUUCUACAGUUCCACGCUUUGGUUUCGCAUAUAUAACCUUCAUGAGCUCCCUGAUACCGACAUCAGACCUUCCUCAUCUGCCGGAAUCAAACCUUCCUCAUCUACCUUGAUCAGAUAUGUUCGUUCCUCCCCGCCAAACAGUUCGCCUUCCAAAGCUGCCUUUGGAAAAUUUUGAGGCGUUCUUUGCUGACCGCCUGUCCUGGGUUACAGGAUAUGACGUCGAAAAACAUGCAUGGAUUAAAUCCGAGGAUUACGAUGAAUCUACUUACGAUGAACACGCGUGGAGCAAGCUGGUUAAGGACCAACAGACUAAGGAUCUCAUCCAGUCCGUAUUGGACACCAUUGAAUGUUUUUAUUGGAGUUCAGAAGUUGGGGAAGGCAUGAAUAUCCUGCUGAAAGGAGCCCCAGGAACGGGCAAAAAGACGGUUGCUCAUGCGGUCUGCAACAGACUCAAGCGUCCGAUGCUCACAAUUCGGACCAAUGAUAUCCCACCCCUUGCCGAUGUGCGACCUUGGGCCGCCAAACUAGCAUCGCUUGCGAUCAAGUGGAAAUCGGUGAUUGUCGUAGAACGUGGGGAUUAUUUCAUUGCGCUUCAAGAACGCCUCAACACGAUGAUUCGAGAAUUUAAAUCAUCCGAAUGUAUCUGUCUGUGGCCUUCGGUAUUGUCGCCCGAUCAGCAGGCACUACUUGGCCCGUUCGCGGCCACCAUUGAAUUCCCCGAUCUUGAUCAGCCAGCCCGUCGCCAUCGUUGGCUACUAGUUUUUGGCCGAGGUGACCUAGCGGAAACUAUCUCUAGAGGCGAGCAUGCAUCGGUCCCUACCGUGAGGGACCCAGAGACGCAGACCUUCCUUCGGGAGAUUGAGAAAAUCUCUUGGUACGAACUCGAUGGACUCCAGAUCAAAAAUUACUUGGAUACCGCGCGAAGUUUUCCUGGGAGGCAAAAUCUCACCCCUCAGGACAUGAAGGAGUAUCUCAAGGCGUGGAAUGUGCCUCUUUCUGUACGCCACAAAGUGUCGCGGUUUUUUGCGCUUCGCGACAUGCCAUCCAACUCAGGGAGUGACUAGUGAACGUUCAAGUUUCGAAGGACACGGUGAAGACAUCCGAUGUGCCUGUUUGAAUAUGUUCUUGCUGGUUUGUACUACGUAUAUAUGUGUUUAUGCAUCAUGAGAUUAUGGUCUUAACUAUUUACUUAGCAUUGUAUCAUAUAUGAAACAAGCGGUCCGUUCACCUUCGGACAUUUUCUACUGUGAAUUACAACCAGAUAUGCCUGUACACUACGCUCUCCGUUGUUUUUUCC